CAUCAUAGCUUCGACUUCGACUAUCGUACACGACUGCGCCGCAUGACCUGGCAACUUUGCCACCCAGAUUCUUCAGAGUUGUUGUCCCCUCACUCUGUCUUCGGGUUUCACCGUUUUUCUAUACUAGGCUGAGCACCAUUCUCAUAAUAUGCCCGCGAACAAUAUGCUCGAAUCAGUACCAUUCAGGUUCCUGGACCUCCCAAAGGAGCUACGAUUCAUGGUCUACGAGAACCUCAACAUCUCGAUGAAGCAGCUUCGAUUAGUACUUCUCGAAGAGGGACUUCAAGUUGAGCAACAAAUCACGCCUACCUGUUCAGAUCAGCCAGCCAUCACUGUCACAUUGCAAACCAUCCCAGUCCAGAUCUUCACCACAUGCCACACCGUCUACUCAGAAGCCCUACCAUUCCUCACCCGAAAAUUGGACAAGAUCCGCGAAACCAGCCCAAGGAUCAGUGUAGACUCGGACUGUCUUUACACAAAUACUCGCGAGAAUACGCAGACACUGCUGCGUUCCGUCCUCGAUGAUCUCAACCAACACCCGUUCUUCCAAUCCAAACCUGGCACUGUCAAUCUACAACUCAACGGGGAGGACGCACGACGGCAGUAUCCGCAAGAAGUCCACAGAUGGCUGUCCCAGACAACUCACCUCCUGCUCUCCCAACGCCCACUGCCCUGUCCUUUCUCAGGGUUCAUGGGAACUCGCACCUACCCCACGGUGCGUCUCAUCAUUGAAGUGCCUAAGGCCUGGAAAUACACAGCCUACUGCGGUGUGGCAGUCGGACCACUCAUGCAUGUCGGGACGCCACCGCUGUUUACAGCGAGUGUCGCAACUCAAUUGAUGGAGAUCUGGAAUGAUCUUGCGGGCUACACAGAGCGGCAGAAGCAUGUCAAGAGCGGGGCGAUUGUGUUUGGGCAGGAUGAUGAGAGGAUCAACACGAAGGAUGGAUUAGUGGUGAAGAAGACCGUUGCAAUGGAUUUCGGGCUUUGUAGAGCUUGUGACUAGGGAUAUAUGGUCUUGGUUCUUUGUAGUAUUGAUACCAGAAGAAAUGAAGUCGACCAACUUCAGCCUAACCUUCUGAAUGAUACGAACGUUGAUUCUUACAGAAGCAGUUGAACAGGUCAUAACCCAAACUCGGUGCAGACUCAUCUUUGGGUGGAGAUACAUACCUACCAUUGACCAGUCAGUAUGCACUGAACCGGGAAGUAUCAUCAUCAGCGCCCGAUCAAAAGAAAAGGGCUGGCAGCGAACUACUCUCACUGCGGUCUGUAGUGCUGUGUGCCGGCCGUAUCGCAACCACAAGGCUGAGUACCUCCAGGGACUCAGCCUUACGUUUCCGCUUGCUGCCCUCUUAGACUAAAGAUUGCAGUGUUGCAUGCACUCACAUUUCUCCGACACUCGGGAGGCGCCGUCUACAUACGCACAAUGUAUGGUGUUUUUUUACCACCAUGCAGAGUUGC
This is a messenger RNA of Didymella exigua CBS 183.55, 1458 nucleotides long. RefSeq lists its product as uncharacterized. The transcript has a single exon. NCBI's taxonomy places the organism in Eukaryota, Fungi, Ascomycota, Dothideomycetes, Pleosporales, Didymellaceae. The record is from RefSeq and is a predicted model, not a curated record. The coding region runs from base 149 to 1003 and encodes 284 amino acids.